This is a messenger RNA of Loa loa (African eye worm), 247 nucleotides long. RefSeq lists its product as hypothetical. Lineage: Eukaryota; Metazoa; Nematoda; Chromadorea; Rhabditida; Onchocercidae. Bases 1 to 222 code for a protein of 73 amino acids. The record is from RefSeq and is a predicted model, not a curated record. The transcript is spliced from 2 exons.
AUGAAUGUUACUGUAAACCGAACAACAAUUGAUGAUUUGAAAAACGUGACAAUAGCUUCAUCAUCAGUUGCAAACCAUGAUGCACAUCUUUACGCUUAUUUAAUUAUUGGCCCAAUGCUGGAAGCCCUACUUGGUUCUCGCAGUUGUAUUUCUGAACAAUGGAUUGACCGGAAUAAGUGCAGUAUUGAUGGGAAUACACCGAUGGAUUGUUUCUGCCACUGAAGAACAAUAUGUUGCUCAUCACAAC